GUCUUUGCAAUUGAUAUUUACCAAAGCAUUCUUUAGCAAUCUGCAAUGGUUCUUUAGCCAUUCGCAAAAGAGGAUUUGAUUGAAUGAUCAGUAUUGGACAGACAGAUGAGCAAUUUCUCAAUUCUUAGUCCAUUAGCUUUCAAACCCAAAUUCCUGCAGCCCGGCCCAAUCCUUCUCAACUCGGCUUUCUAGCCCAAAGUCCAACAACCCGGCCCAAUGCUUUGCACUCUCUGUGCGAAAUUCUGAUCUGAUCUUCCAAGCGUGGAUCCAGAAUCAAGCAUCCUGAAAUUGGGAAUUCUACAGAGGUGAUUAUUUGAGAUUACAGAAAAAUGGAUGCAAAAGCAUUGGCAAAGUCGAAGAGAGCUCAUUCAUUACAUCUAAAUAAGAAGCAUAAUCCACAUCAUGCAUCCAAGGGUUCUUCCGCUGCUGGUUCUGGCACUUCUACUACCGGUGAUAAGAAGCCUGUUGGCAAGCAAGUGAAGGAAAAACCUAAAUCAAAGCUCCCUUCGAAUUGGGAUCGGUAUGAAGAAGAAUACGCUUCUGAUUCUGAAACUGCACCUCAGGAAGCUGCAAAUAAGGCAAGUGAUGUGGUCGUGCCGAAAAGUAAUGGAGCAGAUUAUGCGUAUUUGCUUUCCGAGGCUCAGGCUCAGGCUCAGUUUCAAUAUUCUUCAGAGAGUAUUCCUUUAUAUGAUGAUCGUUUAGAUGAUUUUUAUCAGGGGUUUGGUGCAUUACUCUCUGUCAAAGGGCAAAGCAAGUUAUCAUGGAUAGCAGAAGACAAUUUUGCAAUGGAAGAUAAGGCACCUCCUCCGACUAAGGCAUCAUUUCUUUCACUUGACCUGCAUGCUCUUUCAGAGCAGCUUGAAAGAGCAAGUCUAUCAGAGAGGCUUUUCAUUGAACCAGAUCUUCUUCCUUUGGAACCAUGCACCGAGGCGUCGCAAGCAGCAGCUGAAGAGAAACGUCAAGGGGGUCUAUCUUCAAGCAAGAGUUCAACCGCGGAAAAAGUUUCCAAUUCAUUGACCUGCACUAGUGUCUAUGAAGGCAACAAAAACAGACAUCAGCAUUCUGAAUUCUCGCAUCUGGGCAUCACAACCAGCUGCAGUUGGCAUCCAACUUCAGCUGAUGAGCCCUCUAACCCUUUGAGUGCUUAUGGGGACGAGGCUGGGAAAUCUGAAGGAGCUGGAAUAAAUGACUCACUACUGUGUGCUUCAGAAUUAAACACGAGUUCUGUUGCGAAGAAACCGUCUGCAUUUAAGGCAACAGCUGCAGAAGCAGAGCUUGACAUGCUUCUUGAUUCAGUCACUGAGAUUGAAAUUUUUGAAUCCACUAAUGCAAUUGAUCAGUCUAGUCCUUCUUGCUCCGUGGCACAAGCAGGAACAUCAACUCCGUUAUCAGAAGGGACUUCAUCUAGGUCGGAGGACUCCAGCCAGCCCAAGAGAGACCAUGAUUUGGCUAAACCUGCAAUAUCAGAUCUCAGUCUGGAUGGUUCACUGGAUGACCUUCUCAGAGAAACAUCCACUGUAACUAACAAAAACGAUGGUUUGCCAUCUAAUGAGGUAAACUCCACUGCUGAUCAUACACCCUCUGCUUCUCAACCGGUCUCCAAGUCUAAAAUUAUGGCUGAUUUUGAUUCAUGGUUUGACACAUUGUAAGUUGUAACUGAACCUCAUCCUUUGGGAAAUUUUGCCGUGUACUCAAAUCACAGCACAAAAUGUCAAAUUCUGAUUUUCAGCACUUCUACAACUCGUAUUAAAAGUCCAAUUUGGUCAACUGAA
Molecule: messenger RNA, 1772 nt
Organism: Nicotiana attenuata
Lineage: Eukaryota; Viridiplantae; Streptophyta; Magnoliopsida; Solanales; Solanaceae
Exons: 4
Coding region: 330-1649 (439 amino acids)
Source: RefSeq, a predicted model, not a curated record